GCGUGCUGGCCAGUGUUGUGUCUCCGCAGGUUUGGAAGUUAGUGGCUGGAAGGGUCUGGUCCGUUUUCAGUUUUGUCUCCUUUUUUACCUGACCUUCUUCCGAGUCUGUCUUUCCUUUGCAGCCUGCUUUCCUCAACUCCGGCUGCCUUUGAGACUCACGAAAGAGGCUCUUUGAAGGUUCUUAAGAAGAUAAAGAAGGUAGUGGAAACACCUUCCUGAGCUUUAUAGGCUCUAAAUGGCUGAAGAAUCAAGAAAGCUUUCAGCUUCAUCUCCACCAGAUCAGACUCCUGAAGAGGAUCUUGUAAUCGUCAAAGUAGAAGAGGAUCAGGGGUGGGACCAGGAAUCUAGACUGCAUGAAAAUAACCCUCCUGGCCAAGAACUCUUCCGUCUACGCUUCAGGCAGUUAUGCUACCAGGAGACACUAGGACCCCGAGAAGCUCUGAUCCAACUCAGGGCACUUUGCCAUCAGUGGCUGAGGCCAGAUUUGAACACCAAGGAGCAAAUCCUGGAGCUGUUGGUGCUGGAGCAGUUCUUGACCAUCCUACCCGAGGAGCUUCAGUCUCUGGUUAAAGAACAUCAGCUAGAGAGUGGAGAGGAGGUGGUGACUCUACUAGAGGAUUUGGAAAGGCAGAUUGAUAUACUAGGACGACCAGUUCCAGCUCGUGUACAUGGACAUAGGGUACUCUGGGAGGAAGUGGUACAUUCAGAAGCUGCACAAGAUGCUCCAAGUACUCAGCUCCAGCCUGCAGCAAUCCAGUACAAAUCUCCAGUGCCCCAUGGACCACAAGAGAGAGCCUUGUCUACUUCUCAGAGUUCUACCCCUUCCCAGAAAGGAAGUUCUGGAGACCAGGAAAUGACAGCUACACUUCUCACAGCAGGGUUCCAGACUUUGGAGAAGAUCGAAGACAUGGCUGUGUCCCUUAUUCGAGAGGAGUGGCUUCUUGAUCCAUCACAGAAAGAUCUGAGUAGAGAUAAAAAGCCAGAGAAUUACAGAAACAUGUUCUCCCUGGGUGGUGAGAACAGGAAUGAGAACAGGGAAUUAGCUUCGAAACAGGUAAUAUCUACUGGAAUCCAACUACACGGAGAGACAGCUGCCAAAUGCAACGGGGAUGUUAUCGGGGGUCUUGAGCAUGGAGAAGCCCGAGAUCUUCUGGGCAGAUUAGAAAGGCAGCGGGGAAAUCCCACACAAGAGAGACGACAUAAAUGUGAUGAAUGUGGGAAAAGCUUUGCUCAGAGUUCAGGCCUUGUUCGCCACUGGAGAAUCCACACUGGGGAGAAACCCUAUCAGUGUAAUGUGUGUGGUAAAGCCUUCAGUUACAGGUCAGCCCUUCUUUCCCAUCAGGAUAUCCACAACAAAGUAAAGCGCUAUCAUUGUAAGGAAUGUGGUAAAGCCUUCAGUCAGAACACAGGCCUGAUCUUGCACCAGAGAAUCCACACUGGGGAGAAGCCAUAUCAGUGCAAUCAGUGUGGGAAGGCUUUCAGUCAGAGUGCGGGCCUUAUUCUACACCAGAGAAUCCACAGUGGGGAGAGACCUUAUGAAUGUAAUGAGUGUGGGAAAGCUUUCAGUCAUAGCUCACAUCUCAUUGGACAUCAGAGAAUCCACACUGGGGAGAAGCCCUAUGAGUGUGAUGAGUGUGGGAAAACCUUCAGGCGAAGCUCACAUCUUAUUGGCCAUCAGAGAAGUCACACUGGGGAGAAACCCUACAAAUGCAAUGAGUGUGGAAGGGCUUUUAGUCAGAAGUCAGGCCUUAUUGAACAUCAGAGAAUCCACACUGGAGAAAGACCUUAUAAAUGUAAAGAAUGUGGGAAAGCUUUCAAUGGGAACACUGGUCUCAUUCAACAUCUGAGAAUCCAUACAGGGGAGAAACCCUAUCAAUGUAAUGAAUGUGGGAAAGCCUUUAUUCAGAGGUCAAGUCUCAUUCGACAUCAGAGAAUUCAUAGUGGUGAAAAAUCUGAAUCUAUAGGAGUUUAUGAAAAGUUUCAGUCAUAGUCUGAGCUUUAUUCAGCAUUAGAGAAACUAUGCUCUGGUAAUAGAUCUUUACUAAAAAGGCAGAAAGUUUGUCCUCACUGCAACCUUAUUGUCGGAAUCUCCAGUAGUGGCAGUUAGAAUAGCUUUUUAGUAGUUUGGACCCUGUGCCUUGCUGCUAGUUGAUUAGCUUGACUGUCUUUGGGGUAUCUGGUAGAGAGGAGCUCCUGAUAGCUUAAUGUAUCCUUUAGAAAUUUAAAAUAGCAUUAGAGCAAGUUGCUUGUCAUGACUUGAGGCACUUAAGUUUGUCUUUUGGGUGAGUAGCUAUAGGUUUGAGAGGCUGCUACUCGUAGGUCCUUCUCUUCUUCCCAUCUCCUAUGAUUCCCCUUCUCCCAUUUAUUCCCCUGCAGGUGCCCUUGUACUCCUAAUCUGAUCUAAGAAGCUGCUUUAGAAUCCAAAGUAGCCUCUACGUGAAACUUAACAUUUGUAUUUAGCUUUCUAAGAUCCUAGUUCUAGGAAAAUUUUUAUAGACAUUUAUGCUUAAGUGUGCAUUUUAUUAUUCUAAUGUUCCUUCUAGUUGGUGGAAAUCCAUAUUCCCAUGCAAACUCAGAAUGCUAUAUUUUUAACAGCACUCAAGUAUUUUACUUCGUAUGUCUCCUUUACUGACUCCAUCAGUCAUUGAGCAUCCAUACUUCACCACCCCAGUCCCAGUACCUGUAACAGCAAAGGAAGUGGACACAUUAGUGAUGGUUGUGGGAAUGAUGCAGAAAAAGAGAUGAGGGGAGACUCAGCCCAGUUUUUUUUAAGCUUGGAUAAUUGUACCUUUUGGUGAUUUCUGACUCUCCCUCCACCUCCCUAUCAGAUACUAUGGUAGAAAUAGAUACUUGCAUUAUCCUAGUUAUGCCAUCAAAUGGAAGGAGGAGACAGGUGCUUGAAGACGUAAAAAUCUUCUAAUGUAUUUUAAUUGCUUUAGGCCCAUUAUAGUACUGCUGUCUCAGGUUCCUAUGAGCCUACACAAGCUCCCUGACUUGUGGGAGUCACUCUUGUCAUUACCUUGGACCCACGUCCUCAGAUAGCCUUAGCACCUCACUCAUUAUUUUUUCAUCUAGUUCUUGCUGUCAACUUAUAUCACUUUAAUAUCCACAGUGGUAAGCUGUCUUAAUACCUUACCUCACAAUUCCUCAUUUUUGUGAAUUCUGGUGCACUCUAUUUGUAAUCCACGAAUGUAAACUACCAACAAAGACAAACUAUUAAACUGAUCAUCACUAGGCACUAUGUUUCAUCUUUUAGACUUUCAGUAUACCAAGAAUACUAUGUAAAGUAAUGAGACUAGUUUAAACUAACAUGUCAGGAUUUAUGCAUCCAAGUGGGUUAUCUUUUAAAUGAGAUAGUACUUGUUAUUCCAAGAUACUAUUCUAGUAGUGCUACUGAUCCUCCAAAUAUUUGGAAUACUCUUAGAAUUGACAUUUAAUAAACCAUAAAGAAAACCCUAUAUUACUCUCAUUGACAUUUCAUUUUGACUAUGAUUAUUCACCAGACUUAAGAUUGAAUAACUUUUGACUGUGCAAAAUUAACCCUCAAACUCAAAAUUGAUUCUGUUAAGCCUGUUUUCUUCUGUUAUUCAGAAGAAAAUUGUAUAGAUUCUAAUGAAAACUCUAUUAUUUCACACUGUAAUUAUCCUGGAAAGGGAUAACACUUAAUCAUUUUAUGAUUGAUAGGUUAAAGAAAUCAAUCAUAAAAUAUUACCUCAUAGAGGUCCACCUUUUGGAUCAUAAAUUUUUUCCCUGUAAUAUCCCCUUUUUUACCUCCCUAUGGCCCACUUUGACCAACAGCAUCAAGCUUGUCUACAUCUAUUUCAUUCAGCCAUUGGCAAAUGAAGCCAUCAUCACUUGUCAUCUUGGUUUAUAACAGUCCUUUCCAUUGUCUUUUAUUUUCUUAUCCUCCCUUCUCCUUUUCUUUUUUUGACCUAUAAAUUACCAUUCCUAAUCCCCUUGUACUUGAAAUUUCAAGAAACCAGAAACAAGUAAAUCUGGUUGUAUCUAGGUCCUUGCUCUCUGUUUCAGUUGUGCCUUACCCCCUGCAAGAUACUGACCCUAUCUGGGGCCAGUGCUACCUUGUAUGCAGGUAUUACAUUGUCAGAGGUAAAAUACAUGUGUGUGCAUGUGUAUGUACACACACUCCUCCCAUAUGCUUUAGAGAAACACUUGCCUUCUAUUCCAGUGAAAUGCUCUUAUAGUAGAGCAAUAUAUUGAAAUGUCUGUAGAUAUAUAAGCUAAUGUCUUUUUAUGCAUCAGUAUCCAGAGUAACAUGUACCAGAUUACUUUAAUCUCAGAAUUACUAAACAUCUGGCAGAAAUUCAGAGAAAUGAAUAUGUAUAGAAAAAUUACUGUAAUCCUGAUGUGAAUGUGAAAAAAGACUAUUCCUCGAAAAAAUUAUCAAGGAUAAUUCAGCUAUCUAAAAAAAUAGCCAAAUGGUAGAAGAUAAUAGAAAAGGCUGCAAUUCUUUUGAGGACAUAAAAGUCCUUUCUGGUCUCAAGUUCUCACACCUGGCAUUAAAAUAUUAUUGAUCAGGGCGGCACCUGUGGCUCAGUCGGUGGGGCGCUGGCCCCAUAUACCGAGGGUGGUGGGUUCAAACCCGGCCCCGGCCAAACUGCAACCAAAAAUAAAAAAAUAACCAGGCGCUGUGGCAGGCGCCUGUAGUCCCAGCUACUCGGGAGGCUUAGGCAAGAGAAUCGCUUAAGCCCAGGAGUUGGAGGUUGCUGUGAGCUGUGUGAGGCCACGGCACUCUACCGAGGGCCAUAAAAAGUGAGACUCCAUCUCUACAAAAAAAAAAAAAAGAAAAUAUUAUUGAUCAGUCACUAUGACAUUAUUUUGAACUCUGAGCUGAAUGACUCACAUUAAAGCUCCUUUAUCCCAUAGGUAUCUGAAAUAACUAUUCAACUUUGUUCUCCUGUCCUCAACUUCUUGUUUUAGGACCUGGCACAAUAAGGCGGUUCUCCAUAACUCUUCUGCCAUACAACAUAGUCAUAGAAGAGGUAUCUUAGGUUUUAAAGAUUUUGUCCAUGGUACAAAGUGGCAGUACUGUGGUGGUUGGUUCCCAUACAGAGCAUUUAGCUUUACUCUUACUUGUAAAUCUCCAAAUAAUAGUUGACAUUUAUUGAUUACUUGUUGUGUGCCAAAUCCUAUGUUAAGCAUUUAUUGCUUCUCAUAGGUAUUAUUAUUUUAUCCCCCAUUUUAUAGAUGAGAAAACUAAGGCUUACAGAGUUGAAUGGGUUGAUCAAUAUCACACAACUAAUUGAUGGAACAGAUCUAAACUUACACAGUCUGAUUCUAGAGCCUAUACUCCUGAGUAUAACAGUGUGCCGUACUAUCUAUGAUAAAACACCCUAACUCAGCUAUUUAAAAAUAUAUAUGCCUGCUCAUGAGAGGUACUGGGAAAGAGAACGUGCAAUAUAGUGCAAAUCCAUUACAAUUACUUAAAAAUUGGUUGAAAAUGCCAUUGGAGUUAUAUCAUUUUUAAAUGUUGAUGCUUUGUAGUAUUAGAAAGCUGUAGUAUUAUUAGUAUUAUUAAAGAAACAUAUUUUUAUUUUUAUACAAAUAAAAAUAUGUUUAAAACAGUAACUAGGAGGAUAUGGCAAUAAUAACUUACAGAUUCAAAUACAUUUUUCUCUAAACUGCUUAAGGGAAAGUAAAAUUGUGGAGAGAAAUUAAAUACCCAGGUACCAGGCAAGGCAGAUGGGCAGUUAGAAUGACAGUAGUAAGUUUAUCUACAGCAUAAAAUGUGAAAAACUUUAUCUCAUUGCCCAUUUCUAAAUAUCAUUCUGUUUCUCCUCUGUCAUUUUUGGUUUAUCAAACAUGUCAUCCAUUUUUCAACCCCAUUUUCUCAUUAAUCUCUUCUAAAAAUUUCUCUUUAACUGGCUUUCAUAUUCAGCAUUCCAGUGAAAUGUCCUUAGAAGCACUUUUUUUAGUCUUAUCUUUCUUGAUCUUAUUUAUAUUUCAUAUUGUUAAAUUCCCUGUGCACUUCAGGAAUUCUUUUCUCCUUAGGCUUAUGGGAUCUUUUUUGGUCACUUCUCCACAAUAUCUGGCUUUUCUUUAUUGGUCUUUUUUCCUCCUCCUUUCCACUGAGAAUAAUUUCCAUGUUUUAUUUUUAUUCACUACUUUUUCUGUACUUUUAUUUAUCCAUUUUGAUUGUUUAUGCUAUUUUCUGUAUUUGAAUGACUUCACGUUUCCCACCCUGUGGGUCAUGUGGGACUUGUGGAAUUUUCCAUAGGUACUUACACAACUUGGUAUCUUCUUCUGCCCUCUCUCUCCAUGUCCAAAAUUUGCUGUCAAUCCAGUUAUUACUGAAUCUUCUCCUUCAGGUGGGGUCUCCCAGUUUUACCCUUCCGUUAUAGCUUUUCACGUAGAUCUGCAUCAUAUAAAGCGCAAGUUACUAUAAUUCUUUUUUCCAAUUUUCUUGCUCUCAGGAUCCCCAUCUUAUAUAAAUUUUUCAAGGUGCUCCUCCUCAAACUCCAUUUUCACAAUGCCUCAUUUUCACUCAAUGUAAUGUAUAAUAUGACAGCAAAUAAUUACUGUCAGAGCAGUGGUGUUCCAAGUUCUCCAUUACCUUGUCCUCCAUGCUUCUAUGCUUAACACAUUGACUGCCACACUAGAAAAAAUUGUUUUUCCUUGGGGCCACAGUGUUUUAUUACAAAAAUAGAAGAAAAACUUUGAAAACAAAAUCAUCCUUUCUAAUUUAAUGAAAAAUGGUUAUUUUUUGUUUUCUGUGCGUGAGUUAUAUGUAACUCAUGUGGCACUUGGGGCCACAGUGUUUUAUUACAAAAAUAGAAGAAAAACUUUGAAAACAAAAUCAUCCUUUCUAAUGUAAUGAAAAAUGGUUAUUUUUUAUUUUCUGUGCAUGAGUUAUAUGUAACUCAUGUGGCACUAGAUUUUACACUGCAUGCCAUGUGGAGUUGUGACUCAUGUCAUGCUUGUUGAAUUUGUUUCUGAGAAUUGAGUCUUUUGUCAUUCCACCAGUAUUUAGUUGUUUAUAGAGUGGACCUUAGGUGGUCCUAGAUGACGACAUCUGAGUAAUACCCCCUAAGUACGUACAACAAUAUCAUGUCACUGCAUACUGUCAUAUUGAUUUCAUUCAAAGAGCCAUCAGGAAAACAUUGAAGGCGAAAUGUGCAAUCAGAAGUUAUGGCAAUUGGAGAACACAGUCCAGCACUUGUUGGGCGGGCCAGCAGGAACAGGGCAACAUGAGGUGGGGGAGACUUGCGGAUUGACAGCGAAAACAAUGAGCAGAGGUUUCACAGAGCCCAGGCAUGCUAUGGACCUUCCUGCCUAUCCACCAGUUCUACUUUAGUAUAGCUUCUGUUACCAGAGCUGUAAUCAUCACAUAAGUUUAUUUUGCGUUUUUCGUUCUCAGGAGAAAAUGUCUAGAGAAAAUGAGCAUAAGGAAUUGUUGGAGGAAAUGGUGAACGAAGUUUUGGACAUGAGUGAUGAAGAUGUUGAUCUAUUUAGUGAUGAUUCAGAGGAGAAUCGUCCUAGUGGAGAUAGUGGGGACAGUUC
Molecule: messenger RNA, 7518 nt
Organism: Nycticebus coucang (slow loris)
Lineage: Eukaryota; Metazoa; Chordata; Mammalia; Primates; Lorisidae
Gene: ZKSCAN8
Product: zinc finger with KRAB and SCAN domains 8
Exons: 6
Coding region: 236-1990 (584 amino acids)
Biological process (GO): regulation of immune system process; negative regulation of transcription by RNA polymerase II; regulation of cytokine production
Source: RefSeq, a predicted model, not a curated record